Messenger RNA from Melospiza georgiana, 3108 nucleotides. RefSeq names its product Sep (O-phosphoserine) tRNA:Sec (selenocysteine) tRNA synthase (gene SEPSECS). The transcript has 11 exons. Bases 1 to 1461 code for a protein of 486 amino acids. The record is from RefSeq and is a predicted model, not a curated record. Gene Ontology annotation, molecular function: tRNA binding; O-phosphoseryl-tRNA(Sec) selenium transferase activity. Gene Ontology annotation, biological process: conversion of seryl-tRNAsec to selenocys-tRNAsec; selenocysteine incorporation. NCBI's taxonomy places the organism in Eukaryota, Metazoa, Chordata, Aves, Passeriformes, Passerellidae.
AUGAACGCGGAGAACCAGGGCUGCAGCGAGCGGCUGGUGACGGCGGCCUAUGUGCGCCAGGGGGCGCAGGGCCGCCGCGCGCACGAGCUGCGCCUGCGGGCGCUGCUGGAGCAGGGGAAAUGUCCUGAAGAUGGAUGGGAUGAAAGCACCAUUGAAUUGUUUCUUCAUGAACUUGCUAUAAUGGAUAGCAAUAACUUCCUGGGCAACUGUGGCGUUGGUGAGAGGGAAGGAAGAGUGGCAUCAGGUCUUGUUGCCCGAAGGCAUUACAGGUUGAUUCAUGGAAUUGGAAGGUCAGGUGAUAUUUCUGCAGUACAGCCCAAAGCUGCAGGUUCAAGCCUUUUGAACAAGCUUACUAAUUCAGUAGUUCUGGAUGUUAUAAAACUGGCUGGUGUCCGGACAGUGGCCAGUUGCUUUGUGGUUCCUAUGGCAACAGGCAUGAGUCUGACUCUGUGUUUUUUAACAUUGAGGCACAAGAGACCAAAGGCAAAGUACAUUAUCUGGCCACGUAUAGACCAGAAAUCUUGCUUUAAAUCAAUGAUAACUGCAGGGUUUGAGCCUGUGGUGAUAGAAAAUGUAUUAGAAGGUGAUGAGCUACGGACAGACCUUGAGGCAGUGGAGGCCAAAAUCAAGGCUCUUGGUGCUGAAAAUAUCCUUUGUGUGCAUUCUACAACAUCUUGCUUUGCUCCAAGGGUACCUGACAGGCUGGAGGAGCUGUCUGUAAUUUGUGCUAAUUAUGACAUUCCACAUAUUGUCAACAAUGCAUAUGGAGUUCAGUCUUCAAAAUGUAUGCAUCUCAUCCAGCAGGGUGCUCGAGUUGGCAGAAUAGAUGCUUUUGUUCAGAGCUUGGACAAAAAUUUUAUGGUUCCAGUAGGUGGUGCUAUCAUUGCUGGCUUCAACGAGUCCUUCAUUCAGGAGAUCAGCAAAAUGUAUCCAGGAAGAGCAUCUGCAUCUCCUUCUUUAGAUGUCCUCAUUACACUUCUGUCUCUGGGAACCAGUGGCUACAAAAAGUUACUGAAAGAAAGAAAGGAGAUGUUUUCGUAUCUUUCAAGUGAGCUGAAGAAGCUGGCAGAUAACCACAAUGAGAGACUGUUAGACACACCACAUAAUCCCAUUUCCUUAGCCAUGUCACUGAAGACUCUAGAUGAAACUAAUGAUGCUGCUGUUACCCAGCUUGGAUCUAUGCUUUUCACAAGACAAGUUUCUGGAGCAAGGGUUGUUCCCUGUGGGUCUGUACAAACUGUGAAUAACUACACUUUUAAAGGCUUUAUGUCACAUACAAAUGACUAUCCUUGUGCUUACCUCAAUGCUGCCUCAGCAAUUGGAAUUAAAAAGCAAGAUGUAGAUGUAUUCUUGAAAAGACUUGACAAGUGUUUGAAGACUUUUAGAAAAGAAGCAAAGCAAGAAAACUGUAAAAAUGAAAUUAGUGAUGCUAAUGCAGCCACAGACCAACUUGAAGACUAGAAGAUACAGAUUUAGUAGCACAGGAAAAUAAGGUUUUGUCUGAAGUAUGUCAGGUUUGUAUUGGGUUAGGACUAUGCAUCUGCACUGCAGAAAUUUAUUCUUGAUCUUAUGUUCUUUUUAUUGAAAACAGUAAUAAAAAUUUGGAUGGAAUUCAGCUUUAAGAAAGUAGUUGAUACUCUCUCCAAGAACAAGGGACCAGACACGAGUUUUUUGCAGUGUAUGAAAAAUGCACUUGGUAUCUGCCUAAGUAAAGCUUUAUGUUCAAAGAUUUACAGUUUGCCUUUCAGUCUGUGUGUGGCUGUUUGGACAGUGUUUACCAAAUCACAGUAUGUUUAUUCACAUGCUUUUGUUUUACAGUAUUGUCUGUGGCAGUGACUGAAUUCCCUGCUAGAUAUAGACCACCCAAGCAACAUUUCUCUGCUCUCAAAAUACUUUGUUUUUCAUUAAUGAAUGUGUCACUUUUAAUAUCUUUUCAAUGAUUUAUGCAAAUGUUGGCAUAGCACUUACUAAAUACAGUGUUCAGACUGUGUGGGUAAAUGACAGAGUUGGAAUAGUAAUGUUUUUCAGGUGUUCUCACCUGUCAUGAACUACCUAGAACUAGUCAGCCUCCAGUGGCAAAGAGGAACCAGGAGUACCUCAUAUCCUGUCAGUACUCAGCUCUUGAAAACAUUUGCAGCGUAGUUCAGCAGCCUAAAGGAGCCUUAAUACUGAAUGUCAGGGGUUGUGAAGAGGUACAGUCACUGGGGGAGGUUUGGCUUUGGGUGUUUUGUUUUUGUUCUUCUGAUUUGAUAGGGUGAUCAGAUCAAAAACUCACUGGAAAGGAGGAAUACCAUGAGGAGUAAUGCAGUUUUAAGAACCAAUGAGACCUGAGAGUAUUUUGGCAUUUUUAGUCCACUGUUGUUGCAAUAGAUAUACUUCCAUUUUUGUAGUGUCUCUUGCCAUUGGCACUGUUGCUUCUGUGGAUCUGUGCAGUUGCUGAUUUGAAUUCAUUAAGCAAACAAUAGAUUCAGAGUCUGUUCCUCAGACAAAGGUUCCAUAUCACUGGAGUGACAGUGCUGCAGGCUGCAAAAUGUGUAGUUAUUCUUAAGUAAUGUGGUUACUACAUUGUACAUAGCUUCUAUGUCAUUUACUGUUCAAAGUAAGCAUAAUGUUCAAAGACAUUUUCUUUGUUUGUCUGUAAUGUAGUGUUGUUCAGGAUACCACCAUUAAUGAGUUCUAAGUGUCAGGAAAUGUUUUAGUUACUUUGUUGAGUGGGAUCUGAGACAUGUAUCCUUCAGAGCCCUCUGUAAAUCACUUCAUCAAAACAGUGAUGCUUUUGAGAGAUUGUCUGUCCAGCACAUUCAAAUGAAUUCAUGCAAGAGGUGAUGCUAGUAUGUGGGAGUUAAUAAUGUACUGAUCAUCAUGAAGGUGCUCUCACUUAAUGAGGUCCCUUGUAUCUUCAGCUUAAGUUGAACUGCACUUCCACAUUGUUAUUGCUGGAGUUACACGUGAGAUUGAUUAAAGCUUGUGCAGGUACAGCUCCCCUGACUGCAGUCACCAUUGUUGUUUGCUGUACAAACACAUCCUUGGAGACAUGUCAGGUAACUUGGCCUCUGAGCCCUUGUGGCUAUAAGGAGAUGUAAAUAGCUUGUCUUUUCUUUCCCUUCC